UGCACGGACAUCAAGCGAUCGUUUCUUUCUUGCCGCUAGUCACUACGGUAGAUCAUGGAGCUCUUCAAAUGGUCGACACUGAAGAACGCCAUUUGCUGAACUCAGCACCAGUGAGCCGCACGCAUGCGCCAGGCAGGGGCGUUGUCCAAUGCAGCGUAUUCUACCAGGCGAGUUGGCAGACCUGCAGAGGAACUCUCAGCCUCCAGUACUUUCUGUUGUAGCCUGAUUACCAAAGUCUGCCCAUGAAACCACAACCAUGUGCGUUGAAGACAAAACAUGAGGUGCAGCUGUAUGACCUUUGUACCAGUGGUCACCUGAGCACCAUGCGAGGCCACGCCCAGCCGGUCACGUCUCUCAACAUCCACAGUUCUCCUCCGAACACUCUGGUGACUGGGGCAGCCGACAGACGGGUGAGGGUGUUUGACACGCGGCGGGGGAGCCAGCCGGCCAUGACUCUGUCGGGCCACCAGGGAGCUGUGGUCUCCACUCAGUGCGAUGACUGGAAAGUUGCCAGUGGUGGUAAGGACGGGCUAGUGGUGGUGUGGGACAGAAGAAUGAGUGGAGAGUUGUGGAGCAGUCACGAGCGUCACCCAGUGGCCCGGUGCUGGUUCACCAGUCGCUACCUCGUGGCCGCACACCUCCCUCAGAGGAGGAGAACCGACGUGGUCUCUGGGGCCGCUGAACCUCUCCACAGAUGUCACCGGGGACUACUGAGGGUUAUGGACUUCUCCGUCGACCCUCUUUACUACACUCGCCUCCUCCCGAGUGUCUGUUCCAGUGGAUACGAUGAACCGUCCCGCUCCUUCUACCACCUGGACCUCAAACUACCCUAUGACACCAUUUCAUGAUACUGUCUCACUCCUUUUGCUCAUCUUAAAGUUUUCAGAUAGCAAUCUUUUGUAUAAGCUAUACCUCCCCCAUUACUGCUACUAUGGUUGCGUGUAGUUUGUACCACAUGGCUUUUUUGCAGCGAUGGAUUUAUGUUGUGCCGAAACGUG
Geodia barretti is the source of this 998-nucleotide messenger RNA. NCBI's taxonomy places the organism in Eukaryota, Metazoa, Porifera, Demospongiae, Tetractinellida, Geodiidae. The record is from the annotation of a GenBank genome assembly.